CUAGUUUUUUUUUCCAUCCAUGCAAAAAAAUGAAGGUGUGUUGUAAAAAAUUAUCAUUUAUUCGUUCUCCUCCAUUUUAAAAAUUAGUGUUAUUAGUCCAGUCAACCAGUGAAAAUGAAUGCCCUAAGUAGAAUCGUUUCUUCUCAAAGGUAUUCUAGGAACCUUAUAAGAAUUUCCAGCACUUAUUAUUCCACCGAUGAUAGAUGGAUGAUUGCUGUGAAAAAUGCUGAAAAAAUCGUAGGCUAUUCAACUUCUUUCAUGAAUUUGAGAUGGUUACUUACUGAUGAAAUUUCAAAUAUCGCUUCUUAUGUCUCAAAACUUAUAGGAACCAGGCAUCCCAUGUUAGGAGUUGCAAGAGACCUAAUACAGCAAAAUGAUACUGCAAAAUGGGGCCUGAUUGUUCUUUUGGUAUCGAAAGCAGGAGGGAUCACUUCAGGAAUUGAGGAUAUUGAACAAGAUGAAUUAACAGGAAUACUUCAUACUCAAAGAAGCCUUGCAGAAAUAACAGAAAUGAUAAAAACUGGACAUCAAAUGCACAGUACUAUGUUGACUCUGAAGGAAACUGAUGAAAACUAUAAGAACUUACAUUUUGGAAACAAACUCGCCUUGUUAUCUGGUGAUUACUUAUAUAGCAAGAGUUUCAAAGAUCUGGCGUUACUAAAUAACAACGACUUGAAUGAAAUUAUUGCUACUUCUUUAAGGGAUUUAGCUCACAGUGAUUUUAUUCAGCCUAGAGAUCAGUAUGACAAGCCACUUCCAAGUAAACCAAACCCAAAUAAUUAUAAGAAUCAAAUAUCUGAGUCAGAUAUGGGACCUUACGACAUAAACAAGUUCUUAGGAAAUCCUAGAGAAGAAUGGAUCCUAAGAAAUGUGCUUGGAGGCAUUACUCUGUUAGCUAAAAGUUGUAAAGGUGCCAUGAUACUUGGAGGACAUCCCAAAGAAUUCCAGCAAAUAGGCUUUGAACUUGGAAGGAGUUUAGGACUUGCAUGGCAAGCUAACGAGGAAUUGAAACCUUUUAUACAAAAUACCACAUUACCUUUCAGUCUCACUAGUGCCCCUGUUCUGUUCCAACUUCUUGAAGAACCAGACAUGUAUGAACUUUUUGAAGGUAGUAAUUAUCAGUAUAAAGAGAUUAGAAAUAGAGUUCUUAAUGGAGAAGGCAUUAAUAAGACAGUUGAUUUAUUACAAGAAUUGAAGGAAGAAAGUAUGGAUAUUUUGGAUACUUUUCCAAGAAAUGAUGCUCAGUUCGCCUUAAUGCAAUUGGUGGAAGCUUUGUCUCCAUACUGACUCUAAAGUUAGUUGAAAUAAUAUUGAAUUGAUAUCAUUAUUGUUGUCAGCACAUUUUCAUAAACAACAAGAUUGAUAUGGCUGUGAUGAUUUUGUGCAUAUCAGAAAGUACCACUCUGUCUUCGAAUUGAGUUGUGCUUCAUUUUUUCAGUUUUUUUUUUGAGCUCUAGCAAUAUAAGGUAUCAUUAAUUGGAUAUUCCAAAACAUGUUGUUUAUUUUAUUUUGUUUGUUACCACAUAAUAAUCUUGUGAUAUUGAAUCAUGUUGAAUGAUAGAAACAAUUUUAAUCGGCAGUUGAAAUCAAUAAUAUGAGUGAAGCCAUUAAAACAAUAUCUCAUGAGUAUUACAUUCUUUACAGAAUUUUUUUAUAUAUAAUUUAUCUACCAAGAAUAUUUUAGUUACAAAUGAAAAUAAAAUUAUUUUUGUUGUAAUUCAAUACUUGGGUGAUAUAGAUCAAUUUGUUUCUUAUCUACAAUUUUAGCUAUUGUUGUGCUAUGUUAUAUACAAAACUUUUUUGCUGGUUGAAAAAGCUUUGUUCCAUGCAUUUUCCAAAUGUGAUAUAAAUAGAUUGUGUUUUUAGGUGAAAUAAAAUUUUUCACAGUU
Molecule: messenger RNA, 1889 nt
Organism: Coccinella septempunctata (seven-spotted ladybird)
Lineage: Eukaryota; Metazoa; Arthropoda; Insecta; Coleoptera; Coccinellidae
Product: all trans-polyprenyl-diphosphate synthase PDSS2-like
Exons: 3
Coding region: 115-1287 (390 amino acids)
Biological process (GO): isoprenoid biosynthetic process; ubiquinone biosynthetic process
Cellular component (GO): transferase complex; mitochondrion
Molecular function (GO): prenyltransferase activity
Source: RefSeq, a predicted model, not a curated record